Messenger RNA from Periophthalmus magnuspinnatus, 657 nucleotides. RefSeq names its product cytochrome c oxidase assembly factor 4 homolog, mitochondrial (gene coa4). Gene Ontology annotation, biological process: mitochondrial respiratory chain complex IV assembly. Bases 127 to 381 code for a protein of 84 amino acids. The record is from RefSeq and is a predicted model, not a curated record. The transcript has 2 exons. Lineage: Eukaryota; Metazoa; Chordata; Actinopteri; Gobiiformes; Gobiidae. Gene Ontology annotation, cellular component: mitochondrial intermembrane space.
UGUGUCCCCCGUAGUCCUGUUUUUGCUCCUUGUUACGUGAAGUUUGGAAGACAUUUUGGAUAUUAUUUUGGCUUCAUUGGCUUCAUUGUCGCUUAAAACAAGUAAAAGACUCCUGAGUGGCUCCUGAUGGCGUCGCCUCCUGCUCACAGCCGCCGCAGACCGGACGAGGACGAGGACGACCCGGUGGACCGGAUGAUCACUCGCACCGGCUGUGGAGAGCAGCACUACGCGGUGCAAGAGUGUAUGGCUGAGCACCAGGACUGGAGACUGUGUCAGAAACAGGUCCAAACCUUUAAAGACUGUAUGUCCAGUUUCCAGCAGGCUCGGAAAGAACAACUGAGAAAACAGCUUUCAAAAGACACACAGACUGCCGCCAGCUAAAAGAGAGAAAUGCUACUUGGAUGUACAUGAACAACCUAACAUAUACACUGGAAGUGUUUCUUUCUACUUUGACCCUAAAUUGCAACAAUUGGAGGAUAUAUGGCCUUAGAUAUUCUUCAUUGUGGCCUUAUUGAGCUAUUGCUGUGGAAUAUAUUGUGAUGUGCCACACGGAAGGCAUCAAAUGUUUGUGGCCACAUUUAUGAACUUUGCACUGCAGUACAAUGUCUUUCCGAAUAAAUAGUUCUAAUUGUUAAUGUAAUGAUACAGGUAUCAUGA